This is a messenger RNA of Triticum dicoccoides, 1256 nucleotides long. RefSeq lists its product as uncharacterized. Gene Ontology annotation, biological process: DNA-templated transcription. The transcript has 6 exons. The coding region runs from base 4 to 1080 and encodes 358 amino acids. The record is from RefSeq and is a predicted model, not a curated record. Lineage: Eukaryota; Viridiplantae; Streptophyta; Magnoliopsida; Poales; Poaceae. Gene Ontology annotation, cellular component: nucleus.
GAUAUGAACUUAGUCGUUGGUCGCAUAUCUCCGUCGGCCCAUACAAGUAUAUGGGAUGGUGUGAUCCAACUUAAGAGCAUCGCGGUGUUUGUGCUCGCUUUCUUUAGAAGCGGGGAAAAAAUUCAAGAUAUUGUCUGGCCGAAAACCAUAGAAAUUGAAAGAAGAGUGAAAUGGGGGGAUUUUAAAAAAUUCCUCAAGGAUCUUCGCUACUCUCAAAACCGGUCGAUAAUGGUAAUUUCCCUGUGCUUGAAUGCUGAGUCUUCGAAAAAUGGCUUAGGGGGAAUGAAGGAGGUUGCAAAGAUGUUAAAAUUGAACAAAAGAAUUGGUUUAGCAACAAUAGAAGAUGAUACAUGUAUUUAUGUAUGUCCUGGGCAGAAGGAGAUAAUAACAGUCCUUAAAAAAUAUGGUUUCUGGAAAGGCGCGUCAACAGUCCAUACAAACCAAGACUCUUUAAUUGGUUUUGUUGUACGGGACCGAAGAUCACCGGUAAACACAAGCAAGGGAGAGAUAAGCAUUGACAAAAUAAAAGAAAUUGGGGUUACUCAUGUGGAAGCACAACAAGUGAUAUAUGAUCAACGAUCAUACCCUGUUCACCCUCUUCAUGUUCCAGUAGAUGACGGCAUAUAUUUUCGGCGUCCUCCUCUGGUAUUAGCAGAGCAAGGCGCAUAUCGUCCAUAUCCUCCUCCUGGACUACUAAGUCAUGACUUUCAUUCUCCGCAUCCUCCUCCUGGACUACCAGGUCAAGGGUUACAUCCUCGACAUCCUCCUCAUGCCCCAGAAUGUCAAGGCGUCUUUCACUCGCAUGCUCCUUGCGCAAGAGAUCAAGGUUUCAUUUCCCAUCGUCCUCCCAAUUUUGCACCAGGAUAUUUGAGGCCCUCAACUGGUCAUGGAAACAACAAGGGUUCACUACACUUGAGGCCACCUAGUGGUUCUGCUUCUGGUCGUGUGUGGCCUCCCAUGUCGCACCCAAGGUCCGGGAACGAUCUUUAUGGUUUUGAAAGAUCGAAAGGUUUCUCUCGCUCUAGCUCCACAUAUUACUCUAGAUACGACAAUGGCUCAGGUAGCUGGCCUCGCAAGUAAAGUCAAUGAUGAAAGCGUAGCCUUGUCCCAAACAACAUUCUGAAUGAUUUAUCUUAGAUUGGUGUAUUCAGAAGUACAAGCCAGACACCAAGACAUGGAUUCUUGUUUCCUUUUCUUUUUGGACCAGUUACUCCCAAUAUCUGCAGAACUGAAUUCUUGAUGUGUACAAUGAUGUA